Molecule: messenger RNA, 877 nt
Organism: Pezoporus occidentalis (night parrot)
Lineage: Eukaryota; Metazoa; Chordata; Aves; Psittaciformes; Psittacidae
Product: CLK4-associating serine/arginine rich protein-like
Exons: 8
Source: RefSeq, a predicted model, not a curated record
CCUAUGGCUCUCCCCACUGCUCAUCCCUCCCUUUCCCUUUCCCUUCCCGUUUUCCCGCUCCAGAAGAAGGAUCCAGCCCAAUUCCUGCAGGUCCACGGCCGGGCCUGCAAAAUCCACCUGGAUUCAGCCGUGGCCUUGGCUGCCGAGAGCCCGGUGAACAUGAUGCCCUGGCAAGGGGACACCAACAACAUGAUCGACCGCUUCGACGUGCGGGCGCACCUGGAUCACAUCCCCAGCUACAGCCCGGCCCUGCUGAGCCCCAUUUCCCCGGAGCAGGAAUCGGACGAGCGCAAAUGCAACUACGAGCGCUACCGCGGCCUGGUCCAGAACGACUUCGCCGGCAUCUCGGAGGAGCAGUGCCUGUACCAGAUCUACAUGGAUGAGCUCUACGGGGGCCUGCCCAAGCCCAACGAGGAGGAGAAGAAGAAGCUGGCGGAGAAGAAGGCUUCCAUUGGCUACACCUAUGAGGACAGCACCGUGGCCGAGCUGGAAAACAGCGCGGAGAAGGGCCGGGAAGAGGAGGAUUCCGAGGAGGAAAACAGCAACACGGAUGAGGAUGAAGUCAUUCCUGACAUUGAUGUGGAAGUGGACGUGGAUGAGCUCAACCAGGAGCAAGUGGCCGACCUCAACAAGCAGGCGACCACCUAUGGCAUGGCCGAGGGGGACUUUGUCCGGAUGCUGCGCAAGGACAAGGAGGAGGCUGAGGCCAUCAAGAAUGCCAAGGCUCUGGAAGAGGAGAAGGCCAUGUACUCGGGCCGACGUUCCCGGCGCCAGAGGAGGGAAUUCCGGGAGAAGCGCUUGAAAGGCCGGAAGAUCAGCCCCCCCAGGUGGGUCCUGAGCGGGGAGCCCGCGUCCCAGCCCAUUCCCAGCUCCUGGA